UAAUUAUAAUAAAUUCAUGACAUCUGGAAGAUUGUUUCUGCACUUAAACAUUACUGUUUGCCUGUUAAGCAGAAAGAAUCUCAUAUUAGAUUUGCUACAAACACUUUCAUUAGUAGUUACUUUCAGCACACAAUUAGACAUGUAUUUAAAUGUUUUCUGUACUCUGAAUACCUCUGUAUGUUUUAUUAUUUGUCUUUUUUGUGUUCAUUUCCAUGCACAUUACAGCAUGUGUACAUGACUUUUAUUUUGGUCUGGUGGUGUGACGCAAUAAGGCUGCGAUGCUCGCCUGCAUCUGUUGUGGUUCGACUGAGGGAAGGUUAGUGUUUUAAACCAUUUAAAGCGUUAUGAAUGGAUGCAAACCGUUCAGUCUAUUCUACAGUUUUUGCAAGCGAACUAAAGGACAAACGCAAAGAAAAAUUCCUGGUGAAGCGACUGAGAUCCACGUGACACAUUAUUAUAAAGAUGGAGUUUAUUAAAGAGGAGAGUGAAGAAAUGAAGAUUGAAGAAACAAUCAGUGUGAAACAAGAAGAUGAAGAACAAACAGACCUGCUGGCACUGAAAGAGGAGAGUCAAGAAAUCAAUGAAAUGGAAGAAAAGAAACAUCCUGAUUUCAUAACUGGAGAAAAAUCUUUCAGUUGCUCAGAGACUGAAAAGACUUCCACACAAAAAAGAGCUCAAAAGCCCGGAACUAGAAGACUAAUCAUCUGCGAACAGUGUGGAAAGAGUUUCAAAAAAACUGGAAAUCUUAAAAUCCAUAUGAGAAUUCACACCGGAGAGAAGCCUUACACCUGCCAACAGUGUGGAAAGAGUUUCGAUCAACAUGGAAACCUCAAAGUCCACAUGAGAAUUCACACUGGAGAGAAGCCGUUCGCAUGUAAUCAGUGUGGAAAGAGUUUCACACAUAAAGGAACCCUUCAUGCUCACAUGAGUCUUCAUACUGGAGAGAGCCCUUACACCUGCGAAGUGUGCGGAAAGACUUUGGUUCGCAAAGAAAAUCUAAUGGCUCACAUGAGAGUUCACACUGGAGAGAAGCCUUUCUCGUGUGGGGAGUGUGGAAGAUGUUUCGCACGUAAAGAAACCCUUACUCAGCACACGAUAAUUCACUUAAGGCAGAACUUUAUUUGUCAACAGUGUGGACUGAGUUUCACAGACAAGAAACACCUCAAGAGCCACGUAAUAACUCACAUCGGACAGAAGCCUUUUAUGUGCCAUCACUGUGGAAAGACUUGCUCGAACACAGCAAACCUCAAGUCUCACAUGAUAAUUCACACUGGAGAGAAGCCUUACUCCUGCCAACAGUGUGGAAAGAGCUUCCCACGAAAAGAAAGUCUUAAGGGUCACAUGAGACUUCACACUGGAGAGAAGCCUUACUCCUGCCCUCAGUGUGGAAAGAGUUUCACACAUAAAGGAACCCGUUAUACCCACAUGAGAACUCACUGGAGAGAGGCCUUACCUGUAGUGUGAGGAGACUUUCACAUAUCAAAUAGAUCUGAAAAAUAAGUCUUUUACUUUGUAUUUCUGAGCUUUUGAUGUUUUGUAUUGAAUUUCUUUGUAAUUGGCAUGACAUAUUUACAUGACUAAUUAUAAAUAGUUAGGGCCUGAGGACCAAUGGUUUGAGGACCCUAUUGUAAUUGCUCAGUCAAUUCUUCUUCUAUGAAAUGAAUCGCAUUUUUGAGGGCCUAAACAUGCUCAAACUCAUGAAACUUUGCACAUUCGUUAGAAAUG
Molecule: messenger RNA, 1725 nt
Organism: Megalobrama amblycephala (Wuchang bream)
Lineage: Eukaryota; Metazoa; Chordata; Actinopteri; Cypriniformes; Xenocyprididae
Product: gastrula zinc finger protein XlCGF8.2DB-like
Exons: 3
Coding region: 463-1464 (333 amino acids)
Biological process (GO): regulation of transcription by RNA polymerase II
Molecular function (GO): DNA-binding transcription factor activity; RNA polymerase II cis-regulatory region sequence-specific DNA binding
Source: RefSeq, a predicted model, not a curated record